Centropristis striata (black sea bass) is the source of this 1754-nucleotide messenger RNA. RefSeq names its product ubiquitin-conjugating enzyme E2 variant 1 (gene ube2v1). Gene Ontology annotation, biological process: DNA damage tolerance; protein K63-linked ubiquitination. The coding region runs from base 231 to 659 and encodes 142 amino acids. The record is from RefSeq and is a predicted model, not a curated record. Gene Ontology annotation, cellular component: nucleus. The transcript has 4 exons. NCBI's taxonomy places the organism in Eukaryota, Metazoa, Chordata, Actinopteri, Perciformes, Serranidae.
GAGAGAGACAGAGUCAGCAGCUGAGAUCAGCCCGGAAGAAGGCUCCAAACUAUCGACAGAGACUCAACAACCAUUUUACUCAAUACACGGAUUGACAUGUUGUAAAUGUAAUGUGAACGGCUAUUUAUUUAAAACAUUUACUAGCUAGUUUAAGUAACGUUAGGUAACUUAAAUUCCUCCGUAUCGUAGUUUCGCCCUGCUGGCUACAUCGAAGCUAACAACUUCUCCUGAUGCCAGGCGCCAUCAUCGUUCCCCGCAACUUUAGGCUGCUGGAGGAACUGGAAGACGGUCAGAAAGGAGGUGGAGAUGGUACAGUGAGCUGGGGCCUUGCAAAUGAUGAAGACAUGUCGCUUUCUACCUGGAAUGCCACGAUCAUCGGCCCAACCAAGACUGUCUAUGAAGGCAAGAUAUACAGCCUCAGAAUAGAAUGUGGACCCAAAUACCCAGAUCAUCCGCCUCAUGUCCGCUUUGUGAACAAGAUCAACAUGACCAGUGUACACAGCUCAAGUGGUGUGGUGGACUUAAGGGCACUGACAUCGCUGGAUAGGUGGAAAUCCUCCCACAACAUCCGGACGGUGCUGCAGGAGCUCAGACACCACAUGAUGCUGAAAGAAAACAACAGGCUUCCCCAGCCACCCGAAGGCCAGGUGUACAACUGAGGCACCUGCUGCUAUCCCUCCCUGUCACACACACACACACACACACACACACACAACUUUCAAACUCCACAGCCAUCAUGUUAUCGAAGACUCCCACUUCCUAAUCUAAGCGUCCCAUUGGACAGAGAGAGGGAUGUGAACCCAGUGCCCAAUCAUCCGUUUAAGUUCAGAUCAGACAUUACAAAACAAAAAAUACUGUACAUCUUACUAAUGUUAUUUUUGAUCAUCUUUGUGUGUGUUUUACACCCAGAUUGUAAAAUAACAAACGACCUGAUUGAGUGUACCAAUUGUUUGCGUGCUGGAUUCUUGUGGUGUCACUUGGUCCCUGCUAUCGGGAGAUUGUGAUGAUGGAUUUGAAUCAACUUACUACCCAGCAGAACAAAUUGACUUCUGUUACCCUGACCAAAGUGUUAAAUGUUUGGAUCAUCGGAGUUGUUCUUAAACAACAAACCUCAACAUCUUGCAGCAUGCUGCAACAGAUUUCACUCAGAGAAAUAAAUGUCCACCGCACAAUGCUAUGCUUGGUCUCCCAGGCCGCGUUAGUCUCAAAUUCCCCAGCUUCCACAAUCCCGAUGAUGUGAAUUUCACAGGCCUUCCUUAAAUGAGUGCAUGUCCGGUACAUAAGAAUAAACUGCUACUAGACCUUCAGCUACAUAUGUAUCAACAGGGCACUGCUGACUCAUCACUCAUGUUCUCCGACUUGUCUUCUGUGUGCCAUAUGGUUCAUGGCGCUUUGUGGUGGUGAUUGAUCAUUAGCAGUCAGUGGGAGGGGGAGGGAGAGGGAUGGGGGUUCUCUCUACAGAGAACAGAGUUUGUUAAAUAGCCACCUUUCAGGAUCACCACUGUACUGUGACCUGUGCCGAGCAGGAGGAGCUGUGAUUUUUGUUUGUUUGCUGUUUUGGGUUCUUGUUUUUGGUUUCUUUAGUCUCUGGGCUGACCUGUGUAUACUCUGUGGAGCUGUCUCUUCUCUCAUACAGUGAAUGCCCACUGAACGCAAUGUACGGCUUUGGAUGUUUAUUUUAUAACGGGUUGAAUCUAAUCAGGGUGAUGGUGACCUGUUGCAUGGUUUUAUUUGAAUUAAACGUUAUUACUUUU